AUGACAUCCUUAUCUUUCGGACAGUUGCCUUCCAGCCCCUAGAUCUGGCUUCCCAUGAUCUAGGCACUCUAUUUAUUUUCUUAGCUAGGAAUUUCCAGAGCCCCAGCUGGGGUGCCCUUUGCCUUCCCCAGCAGCUGGCUUCGAUUUAAUGAGCUUGCUGCCUUGAGUGGCCAAGGAAGGGCUUCCCUCGCUGGAAGGACUGACGGUUUUUCCUGUAAAAGCCAUCCGAGCUGCAGCGUCAGAAGACUUGCCCCACUGCCAGCAUGAGUUCUGAAUAUGAUGCCGGAAGCUCUAAAGCUGUUCUGAAUGGCUUGGCACCCGGCAGCCAUGGGCAAGACAAAGACAUGGACCCUACGAAAAUCUGCACUGGAAAAGGAACAGUGACUCUUCGGGCCUCGCCUUCCUACAGGGAAACCCCAAGCAGCAGCCCUGUGAGCCCUCAGGACUCUCCGAAGCAUGAGAGCAAGUCAGGCCUGGAGCCAGAGGACCCUCCAGCAGAGGAGUGGAGACUUUCAUCCAGUGCUGAUGCCAAUGGCAACGCCCAGCCCUCCCCACUUGCUGCCAAGGGCUAUAGAAGCGUGCAUCCCAGCCUUUCUACUGACAAGCCCCAGGAUGGCAGUCCUUUAUUAAAUGAAGUUUCUUCUUCCCAUAUUGAAACUGAUUCCCAAGCCUUCCUUCCAGCAAGCAAACCGUCAUCUGCCUACCCCUCCACCACAAUCGUCAACCCCACCAUUGUGCUCUUGCAGCACAAUCGAGAACAGCAAAAACGACUCAGUAGUCUUUCAGAUCCUGCCUCAGAGAGAAGAGUGGGUGAGCAGGACUCAGUGCCAACCCCAGGAGAACUCACCUCGCCCAGCAGGGCCACAGAAAGGAGAGCAAAAGAUGACAGCAGCAGGCGGGUGGUGAAGAGUACACAGGACUUAAGCAAUGUGUCUAUGGAUGAAGUGGGCAUCCCUCUCCGGAAUACCGAGAGAUCGAAAGACUGGUACAAAACCAUGUUUAAACAGAUCCACAAGCUGAACAGAGAUGAUGAUUCUGACCUGCACUCUCCUCGAUAUUCCUUUUCUGAAGACACAAAGUCUCCCCUUUCUGUGCCUCGCUCAAAAAGUGAGAUGAACUAUAUUGACGGGGAGAAAGUCGUAAAGAGGUCAGCCACACUGCCCCUCCCAGCCCGCUCGUCUUCACUGAAGUCCAGCCCAGAGAGAAACGACUGGGAGCCCCCAGAUAAGAAAGUGGAUACAAGAAAAUACCGAGCAGAGCCCAAAAGCAUUUACGAGUAUCAGCCGGGCAAGUCUUCUGUUCUGACCAAUGAGAAGAUGAGUCGGGAUAUAAGCCCAGAAGAGAUAGAUUUAAAGAAUGAACCUUGGUAUAAAUUCUUUUCGGAAUUGGAGUUUGGGAAACCGCCUCCUAAAAAGAUAUGGGACUAUACUCCUGGAGACUGCUCUAUCCUUCCUAGAGAGGAUAGAAAGACUAAUCUAGAAAAAGAUCUCAACUUCUGCCAAGCAGAGUUAGAGGCAGAUUUAGAGAAAGUGGAGACGGUUAAUAAGUCACCCAGUGCAAACUCGCCACAGAGCUCAGCAGUCAGCCCGACUCCAGACAUUACCUCAGAGCCUCCUGGAUAUAUAUAUUCUUCCAACUUCCAUGCAGUGAAGAGAGAACCAGAUGGGACCCCCGGGGUUCUCGCUAGCUUGGAGAACGAGAGGCAGAUUUAUAAAAGUGUCUUGGAAGGUGGCGACAUCCCUCUUCAGGGCCUGAGCGGGCUCAAGCGACCCUCCAGCUCAGCUUCCACUAAAGUGGAUCGUAAAGGCGGGAAUGCUCACAUGAUUUCUUCAUCAUCAGUCCAUAGCCGAACGUUUCACACUAGCAAUGCCUUAGGCCCUGGGUGUAAGCCCAAGAAACCCCUGUCGGCUGCGAAAGCCUGCAUUUCGGAGAUCCUUCCUUCUAAAUUCAAACCCAGGCUCUCUGCUCCCAGCGCUCUCUUGCAGGAACAGAAGAGUGUCCUGUUGCCGUCAGAGAAGGCUCAGAGCUGUGAGAACCUUUGCGUUUCUUUGAAUGAUCCCAAAAGAGGCCUCCCACUCCGGGUUGGGGGGAGCAUCGAGAACCUGCUGAUGCGCUCGCGGCGGGAUUAUGACAGCAGGUCCAGUAGCACCAUGAGCCUGCAGGAGUACGGCACCAGCGCCAGGAGGCCCUGCCCUCUUUCCAGAAAGGCCGGACUGCACUUCUCCAUGUUCUACCGGGACAUGCACCAGAUCAACCGAGCUGGCCUCUCCUUAGGCUCCAUCUCCUCCUCAAGUGUGCGGGAUCUUGCCUCCCACUUUGAAAGGAGCAGCCUGGCAUUAGCCAGGGGUGAGCUGGGUGCUAGCCAAGAAGGCUCAGAGCAUAUCCCCAAACACACUGUGUCUUCCCGUAUCACGGCCUUUGAGCAGCUCAUUCAGCGGUCCCGGUCCAUGCCAUCCCUGGACUUCUCUGGCAGGCUGAGCAAGUCCCCCACACCCGUGCUGUCUAGAAGCGGCCUGACUUCAGCUCGUUCAGCCGAGUCCCUCCUCGAGUCUACCAAGCUCCGUCCCAGAGAGAUGGAUGGGAUGAACUCUGGAGGAGUCUAUGCAUCCCCCACGUGUAGCAAUAUGGUGGACCAUGCCUUGAGCUUCAGGAGCCUUGAGCCUUCUGAGCCCCUUUCUGUCUGUUCAGAUGAGCUAGACCACUGUUCCAAUGUUUCUAAUGACAGCAGGGAGGGCAGCGGGGGCAGUGUCCAUGGAGACUUCCCCAAGCAUCGCCUCAACAAGUGCAAGGGCACCUGCCCAGCCUCGUACACCCGCUUCACCACGAUCCGGAAGCACGAGCAGCAGCAGUCCUCCAGGCAGCCAGACUGGCGCUCCGAUUCCAGGGGCGACAGGAACAGUCUCCUCAGAAACAUCUACCUGAUGAGCCCCCUUCCUUUUCGGUUGAAAAAGCCCCUCCAACACCACCCCAGACAGCCUCCCCCCAAUGACUCCUCAGGACCCCCUGCCAGCCAGAAGGCAGAUAUCCCCAGUCAGGGCCCUCAGGACCAGCCCCACUCUGAGGGGAAACCCAUGGUCCCCACCCGCCUGUCUUCCCGACACACCAUGGCAAGGCUUAGCCACAACUCAGAGCCCUCUCUGGACAGAUCCGCAGGCCUGGAGGAUUGCACAGGGGCUGUUAAUAACGGGAACCCUGUGCUCUACUCAGACCAUGGCUUGGACAGAAACAACAAUCCACAAAGGGAACUGGCAGCGGCCCAUGGAGAUUCAGAGUCACCAAGACAUUUUAUACCAGCUGAUUACUUGGAGUCCGCAGAAGAAUUUAUCCGGAGACGGCAUGAUGAUAAAGAGAAACUUUUAGCGGACCAGAGACGACUUAAGCGCGAGCAAGAAGAGGCCGAUAUCGCAGCUCGACGCCACACGGGUGUCAUCCCAACGCACCAUCAGUUUAUCACUAAUGAGCGCUUUGGGGAUCUCCUCAAUAUAGAUGAUACCGCCAAAAGGAAAUCUGGGUUAGAGAUGAGACCUGCCCGCGCCAAGUUUGACUUUAAAGCACAGACACUGAAGGAGUUGCCUCUGCAGAAGGGAGACAUUGUUUACAUCUACAAACAGAUUGAUCAGAACUGGUACGAAGGUGAACACCAUGGCCGGGUGGGAAUCUUCCCACGCACCUACAUCGAGCUUCUUCCUCCAGCUGAGAAGGCUCAGCCCAGGAAGUUGGCGCCUGUGCAGGUUUUGGAAUAUGGAGAAGCAAUUGCUAAGUUUAAUUUUAAUGGUGAUACACAAGUAGAAAUGUCCUUCCGAAAGGGUGAGAGGAUUACACUGCUCCGACAGGUGGAUGAGAACUGGUACGAAGGGAGGAUUCCUGGGACGUCCCGCCAAGGCAUCUUCCCCAUCACCUAUGUGGAUGUGCUUAAGAGGCCAUUGGUGAAAAACCCGGUGGAUUACAUCGACCUGCCUUAUUCUUCCUCCCCAAGCCGCAGUGCCACUGCGAGCCCUCAGUGUACUAGUCACAGCAAGCUCAUCAUGCCAGCCCCUUCAUCAUUACCCCACUCCCGCCGGGCCCUGUCCCCUGAGAUGCACGCCAUCACCUCUGAGUGGAUCUCACUGACUGUUGGGGUCCCGGGCAGGCGUUCUCUGGCCAUGACACCACCCUUGCCUCCUCUGCCUGAGGCUUCUGUGUAUGACACGGACCACUUGGCCUUGUCAGCAAGGGCCCAUCCCUCCUUGCCACUCAGCCUCCCCUAUUCAAGUCUGUCAGAUCACUCCACAUUGCGCUCAGUGGUUUCCCCACUGGCCCUGCCUCCACCCCACAGAGCCUCCUCCCUGGCACCCAGUACCCAGGUUCCUCUUCACGUCAAUGGAGAUGGUGGUAUUCACAUCCACCAAGAUGGCUUCUCUCAGCCACCACUUGGAAACUCUGAUAGGGUCAUCUCAGAGCUUAGUGAUGCCAUUAGCAGCCAGAGCAAGAGACAGCCCUGGCGAGAAGAUGGACCUUAUGAGAGGAAAGCAGAGAGCGAGGCAGGUGAGAGAUGCCCUGGUGGACCCAAGAUCUCUAAGAAGAGCUGCUUGAAACCUUCAGACGUGGUCAGGUGCCUGAGUUCUGAGCAGAGACUGUCAGAGUUCCACACUCCUGGUAACAGCCAGUCCUUCAAGCCUCUGGGUAGCCCUAUCCCAGCAUGGGAGGCUGGGCCACCAGAGCUUCACAGAGGUGUCGAGGCUGACAGGAAGGCUGCUCAGAGUGGUGUAAGCCAGCAACCUCAAGCCCAGCAGCGGAGAGUCACCCCAGACAGGAGUCAGCCCUCACAGGAUUUAUUCUGCUACCAAGCACUGUAUAGCUAUGUGCCGCAGAACGAUGAUGAGUUAGAACUCCGAGAUGGAGAUAUUGUUGACGUCAUGGAAAAAUGUGACGACGGAUGGUUUGUUGGCACUUCAAGAAGGACGAGGCAGUUUGGUACUUUUCCGGGCAACUAUGUAAAACCUUUAUAUCUGUAAGAAGACUGAAAAAAUCACAGAGAUUAUUUUUCUCAGAGGACGAAG
Messenger RNA from Arvicola amphibius (Eurasian water vole), 5039 nucleotides. It is a transcript of the gene Sorbs1, whose product is annotated as sorbin and SH3 domain containing 1. Gene Ontology annotation, cellular component: nucleus; cytoplasm; cell-substrate junction. The record is from RefSeq and is a predicted model, not a curated record. Gene Ontology annotation, molecular function: protein binding. Gene Ontology annotation, biological process: cell-substrate adhesion. Bases 264 to 4994 code for a protein of 1576 amino acids. The transcript is spliced from 31 exons. NCBI's taxonomy places the organism in Eukaryota, Metazoa, Chordata, Mammalia, Rodentia, Cricetidae.